This is a messenger RNA of Ambispora gerdemannii, 2694 nucleotides long. The record is from the annotation of a GenBank genome assembly. NCBI's taxonomy places the organism in Eukaryota, Fungi, Glomeromycota, Glomeromycetes, Archaeosporales, Ambisporaceae.
AUGGAAGAUAAAAAAAGAGUAUACUCUAUGAGGCAGGAUCCUCCUCGGGAAACUAGCCCACCAGCAAAAAAACUGCUUAUAUCAACACAAAGCACAAAUACUCUCAAUGGAGUUAACAACGGCUAUACAAACUCUACGACAAGUACUUAUCUGAAUGAAGCCGGUAAGAUCGAUGUAGCCGACCCUCGGACUCUUGAGGCAUAUCAAAAAGAAGCUAUAUUUCGCAGAAUGCUCGAGUAUAAACGUGAAUUCGAAAGGAUAACACUUAUUAAGGAAGAGCUAGAGAGAAAGAAUGAAUACUGUGAUGGUUAUUUGAACAUUGUCAAUACAUAUUGGAAUAAAAUGCUUGAUGAUCUACGGAUGAUAAUAAAAAGAGUAGAUCAUAACGCAAAUCUCUCAAAGAUAAAUCUACAUUCUGUCCGAUCACACGACUCGAAUUUUUUCAAACAUUUGAUUACAAUCGGGGAAGAAGAACCACCACCGUCUCUCGAAAGGAUUACGCAAGUGUUGGAGGAAAAAUGUCUACUAACGCGAGAUGUUGUAAAUUCGGUACUUGAGAUUAUCGCGUUGGUCGAUGAAAAAGAUUCCACAAAAUUAGUUGAAAGUUUAACCAGAAAAGAAAGUAACCAAAAACUUCUGAAUAAAAUGCAAUCGCAGAACUCUGAUUUGUCUUCGGAGGUUUCAUCAUUAAAAGACAAACUUCAGAAAACAAAAAAUCGCCUUGACGAAACUCAAGCUCGUUUAGAAGAGACUAAAAUAGAAUUAGCGAAAUCCGAGAAGCGAUUUGAUCAAAAAAGAUGUCCUACAUGGGGCUUUUGGACUCCUGAUGUUGGUGGUUCUGCGGAAAGUGAAUCUCAUACGGAUCACGCUCGAUCUCAUGAUCAUAGUAAUAUUCGAUCCCCGGAACAUUCCUCGCCAGUAGUCGACCAAGACGCUGAAAAAUUUAGGCUUUUAUAUAUAGAGCGGGAAAAGGAGACCGAAAGACAACGUACUGAGAUUAUUGCGUUAAAAUCGGAACUUGAGCAAUCACGAAUCAAGUAUUUACAUAUUCCGGAUGAACGAAUAGCAGAAACUGCUGUAUUUAAAAAUUUGCAGAUGCAAUACUAUCAUUCAAAAGAAAACGCUGAACAAUGUCGUUCAAUUAUUGAAAGCAUGAGUCGAGAUUUGGAAGAAUUGAAAGGAAGUCGUCGAGCCUUCCAAGAACAAGCAGAGAAAGAGGCCAAUCAGAAAGUAUUGGAUAUUACAAAGGAAAUGCAAUUGUUGGAGAAUGAUCUAAAUCGAAUACGAGCUUUAAGAGACGCUGCAAUACAUGACGCAGAACUAGCAAAGGCUCGUAAUGGACCCGGAUUUCAGCAAAUUCCUGCACUUCGAAGACUUGCGAAUGGUCGUAAAUCUCAGCUAAGACGAUUAAUGGAUGAUAUUCGUCUCGAAAAUGCCAAGGCUGCCUAUGAGGCUCGUGACAUGGAGAGCUUAGAAUUUUACUCGAAUGAAAGAGAGCCAACUGAGGAUACUGAUCUCUAUAAAUUAAAAUACAGCAUGUCAUUAGUAGCUAACCUAAAAGGCCAGAUUAGAGAACUAAAAGAAGAGAAUACGUGCUUACGUGUACAAUUGGACAGUUAUAAAGAUGCUCCUUCUGAGAUUAAACAUGCACAAGAGCGAAGAUUGUCAGAAAGAAACUAUCGUAAGGAUGUUGAAAUGUUAAAACAACGUAUAGAUGAAUAUGAUGACAAGUAUGGAAUACGAGAUCCCGGAGAUGAUCCGUUACAUAUUCUCGCGGCUAAAAUUGAAGAGAAAGACAAAAAAAUAGCUGAUCUAUCAAACGAAUUACGAUUACUUAAAAUUCGGGAAAAGACGCACGUACGAGACUUGACAGCUUUAGACGAAGAAAUACAGCAGCUUGACGAGAAAGCCAAUCAAAAGAUGUUUGACAUUAUCAAACACGAAAACGAGUUGAUGCGAUUAGCAGAAAUGAAAAAUAAAGCGGAACAAAAGUGUCAGGGAUUAACGAAUAAAUAUGCUUCUCUGGAGCAGCAAAAUAAAGAUUAUGCUGCAUUGCGUUUACGAAUGGAAGAAAAUAUUCGCCAGCAAGAGUAUCAAAUCAAGAAUCUUCAACAACAACUCGGUAACAUGGAAAAAGAUUCUGCGGCUGCUGACUCUCUGAUAACAACUUAUCGACUCAAAAUACAAGAUUUAACUCAUGAGAAUACCGCACUCCGUGAAAAAUACUCGAAAACUGAACAUAAAUAUAACGAGAUAUAUCAUCAAUACAGAGAAAGAUAUGAACAGUGUGAAAAUGAAAUUAGUUUAAGGCGGAAGACACAAGAGGAAACUGCUGUCUACAAAAAAAGGCUAGAGGAUAUAUCAAAGCAGCAGUUGUCUGGUAGCUCCAAAUCAGUACUUCAAGCAGAACUGGACGGCUACAAGGCGAAGGCUGAGGAGCGGUUCAGGAAUGCGCAGGCUGCGUUGCAGGAGUUCGAAGACGGCGAAGCGCAGGGGAUACUGUUGGGGAAGCUGAGGUUGAAGUGGUUGAACGAAGGGCUAAAUGAGGGGCAGCAGCGGUUGUGGGAGACGCUUGAAGAGGAGAAGAAGCGUCUGGAGGAAGACGUGAGGGAUUGUAGGAAGCAUGUGGAAGAGUUGCAGAAGGCACUCGCUCACCCAGGUAACGACUUUGUGACUCGGGCGUUGGGGACAUAG